This is a messenger RNA of Guillardia theta CCMP2712, 690 nucleotides long. RefSeq lists its product as hypothetical. The transcript has 5 exons. Bases 1 to 690 code for a protein of 229 amino acids. NCBI's taxonomy places the organism in Eukaryota, Cryptophyceae, Pyrenomonadales, Geminigeraceae. The record is from RefSeq and is a predicted model, not a curated record.
AUGUAUCAAGAUGCGGUUGAAGCAGACUUGAUGUAUCAAGAUGCGGUUGAAGCAGACUUGAUGUAUCAAGAUGCGGUUGAAGCAGACUUGAUGUAUCAAGAUGCGGUUGAAGCAGACUUGAUAUAUCAAGAUGCGGUUGAAGCAGACUUGAUGUAUCAAGAUGCGGUUGAAGCAGACUUGAUAUAUCAAGAUGCGGUUGAAGCAGACUUGAUGUAUCAAGAUGCGCAAUUUGAGAAUUUCUUGACGGAAGAAUACGAGCGAGCCACAAGGUUGCGUGGACCUGAGGCGACAGCUGAACAAUUCUACGAGUUAUCAAAGGUGACUGUAUCAGACCUUUUGAGGCCUUCGAAGCAGGCCGCAUGGAUAUCGCAGUCAGCUUCACCAAGACGUAGAAAGAGCGCGGAUUGUUUGCAUCGAGUCAAGGCCUUUCAAGCCGAUGGAUUGAAGAAGAGCCUGCUUAACGUGGAACCCACCUUGUUCCCCCUCAUUCGCUUCAGAGGGCUGGACGAGAAGGAAGAGAAGAUCCCGAAGGCUCCGCAUCCCCUCCUGCUGUCGCUGCGGUCUAUGAACUCCAUGACGAAUUUUCCUCCAUGGGAAUGCAAUGGGAACGACAUGCGCGAAGACUAUGCGUUCGAGAAAGAGGAGUGCGAAUUCGUCAUGGGUCCUUACAGCAGCUUCAUCCAUGCUUGA